Messenger RNA from Thelazia callipaeda (thelaziosis nematode), 234 nucleotides. The record is from the annotation of a GenBank genome assembly. NCBI's taxonomy places the organism in Eukaryota, Metazoa, Nematoda, Chromadorea, Rhabditida, Thelaziidae.
AUGACAUAUUUCACAAAUUGGGAAGAAUUUAGUAAAGCCGUUGACCGACUUUGCAUCACUAAUCCAACAAGAUGCAGAUUUACAACCAAAUAUAGUCCGAAAGAAGGCAAAAUAUUGCUUAAGUUUACGGAUAAUGUUGUUUGUUUACAAUACGCGACAGAUCAGCUGCAAGAUAUAAAGCGCUUAGAAAAGCUAACUGCGACGUUGAUGAGGCAUCUUGUUUCGAAAUCGUAG